AUGCCAAAGACACCACAGUCCCAGCUGCCCUCCCCAGUCAAGCAGCCAGCCAAUGCCAAUGCCCCCGACAAAUUAGACAAGAUGUCCAAAAUUGCUCUCAGAAAGAAGAAGAACGCCGACGCUCAGGCUGCUUUCCGUGCACGCCGUGCCAACUAUAUUGCCACCCUCGAAGAGACAGGUCCAGUUAUGGACUGGUCCAGAACCGGACUGGAACUUGGGUCCGGUCCACUACCCGUCCACAUACAGGUCCGGUCCCCAGUCCGGGACACUCCCGGACCGCAGAUUUGGUCCGGUCCUGAGUCCAGUCAUCAUUUACCCGAGCUGCACAGUAUUGGUUGCGGAGAACUUGGUGCGGGAGAUGCAGCGUGUCUUAACCAGAGCGCCUUGUUGUAUUGGAGGACCUUGCUGCGUAGAGGGGAAACGAUUUUCGCAACGGCUGUAUUAUGCAUGUUCGCUGUCGUGGACAGAGAAAUUCUACUCGUCUCUGUCGACCCGGAGCGCUUCUCACGGAUACCGCCAUGCACCAGGUCCACCUCGCCGACGUGGGCUGACCCGUCGUCGGAAGCUACUAAUUUUCGGAUGCAUGAGCUCCGCAUUAUGAAUCUGUCUGUCUGCUCCUACUUGAACGGUGAGCAGCGUGCGCAGGCUGCACGCAUCCGGCGUUUCUUCCGUACCUUUUUCGAAGACGAGCGGGACAUUGAGAACAACGAAGGAGAGUUCGACCCACAUGCAGACGACGAGAGUGUGGAGAUAUUCGACAGUGAUGAGGAAGCGAUUGAGUGGAUACAGGGGGCGGAAUUGGAGAAGGAAGUGAGGUGUUUGACGGCUAAUGCGGCGAGGAAGGGUGUUGCUGGUGUACCGUUUACCGUUAUUGAUGGACGAUGGGCGGUUAGUGGGUGUCAGAAGCCGGAGUGUUAUUAUAAGAUAUUUGAGAAGCUGGCGACGUGUUCUGACGUACCGCCUCCUGCUAUGAUGAAAGCGGAGGGACCAUGUGGGCAGAGGAUCUGUACGCCGAGUGCUGCUACUGCGUAA
This is a messenger RNA of Fomitiporia mediterranea MF3/22, 1032 nucleotides long. RefSeq lists its product as uncharacterized. The coding region runs from base 1 to 1032 and encodes 343 amino acids. Lineage: Eukaryota; Fungi; Basidiomycota; Agaricomycetes; Hymenochaetales; Hymenochaetaceae. The record is from RefSeq and is a predicted model, not a curated record. The transcript is spliced from 9 exons. Gene Ontology annotation, molecular function: oxidoreductase activity.